CUGCACACACACACACACACAUGCACACAGAGAGAGAAGGAGGGCUGGAGCCGGAGGCGCCGCAUCCACUAACGGCGCAUCCUCCCUGCUAUGGACACCGGAGGGUAUCACUGAACAGCCAGGAAACAUGCCUACCGUCCUCGGUGGCAAAGGGAAACUUUCCAUUGUCUGUUUUUUGCUCCGAUGCGCAUAUUCUCAGGUAACAAGAAGCCAACACAACGGCUGUGCCAAAGAUAUUUUUGAGGACAUGACUCAGUCCUGGCCAUCCCAGCAGGCGUUAGUGGGUGACCAGCAAAUCUUCUACAACUCCAAGGAUGCAAAACAAUCAUCUGGACAGCAAAGGCAAAAUCGAGGGGAUGCUCCACUCCGAAUGCCCCGUCACCCUUAUGUGGCACCUCACAAAUCGAUGCUGGCUGAUGAUCUGAAGCUGAGCAGUGAUGACGAUGACACUCAAAGGGCCAUUAAUGAGUCAACAUCGUGGGCGAGACACAGCCUGUCAGCAAAGCGAGCACACACACAUGGCAGGCGGGUGAGACAUUCCAGCUCUGACUCCUCAGACUCUGACUCCAGUGCCGAAUCGGGCAGCAGCAGCGUUCCUUCUCGGAGCCCCAGUCCAGAAGUGCACCCAGGUCCCCUGUCGCCUGCCAACCCGCUGCCACCGUGCAACGACAAAGAGACAGAUCACCCCUCUCCUACCCAAUGGCAGCUAGAUAAAUGGCUGAAGAGGUCAAAGAAAAACUCUGGCAGCACUGAACGGAAUCACUCCUGGAAGGUUCCAGAACGCCAGCGAUCUCCCCAAAUCCAGAGAGCCCCAUCGCCGGCUAGAUCAUGGGACAGCCAUCAGGAGUACAGCCCUAGUCAGAGUCCAAUACCCAGCCCAAAGUUCAAUCACAGCCCCAACAACAGCCCCAUUCCCAGUCCUGGUUACAGCUACUGCCCAAGCCCCAGCCCAUUCACUAGCACCUGUCCAAGCCCCACCCCCAGUCCAAGACACAUUUCAGUCCCAAGCCCAGCUCGAAGCUUGUGUCCCAGUCCAUGUGGAAGCCCAAGAGCCAGCCGUAGCCCGAGCCCUUUACCAAAUCAUCCUCCAAGAAGCCCAAGUCCCACUUUACGUACACCGACCAGAAUUAGUCACUACCUUGAUGGUCAGAAUCAGAUCCAAGGACAUUCCAGUCUGACAUCUGACCCCCACAGGACAAGAAUUAGACCAUGGUUUGCUCCAGUACCCGCCAUCAACACAAAGACAACAACCACAAGUGAUCAUCAUCAACCAUCGCAUCAACAUAGACCCAAGACUCACCCAUCACAGAACCAAGUCAAAAACCAAAGCAGGCUCACUGCUCCUGUAGUUUUAACCUCCAAUCAGACCCACAACCACAAUCCCACACCUAGACCAACUUCAUAUUCCAACGCAAAACAGCCAUCUGAUGCUCACAAAGCUAAAAACACAUCACAUGUUGAUCAAAUCCAAAUUAACCCUUCCAACCACAAGUCACGGCCUCCGUUUCAGCAGCCAAAUCCAACCAGACCAAAGCAUCCAGUUUCUUCUGGUCGAGAAGCCAGAGCUGCUCACAGUUCUCUUUCACAACCUACCUAUAAAGCUACAAAUACCUCUGGUGUUGCAUCAAGCUCUAGGUCCAGUCCUAGCCAAGUGCAUCGGUCAAAAUCGUGGGAGUCCACGGUAUCAAACUCUGUUCAUGUAAAUAACUCAAAAACUGCAGUUCGGAAGCUUCCAGCCAAGGCACAGGAAGUAAACCAGAGAAGAUCGAGUUUGAACCAAUCAGAGGGUAGAAAACAGGAGAGAAAGGAGGACAGACAUAAUUGUGAGAAACAACGGGGGAAACCAGAGAGAAAAGAAGACAGGAGGCUGGCGGAGGAGCAGCUACUGAGACGACCCUGGAUCCAAAGCUCAGCGGAAGAGGAAGAGGAAGAGGACGUGAUAGAGCAACAGGGUGGGAGAGACGAGGCAGCAAAAGAGGAGAGCAGGAGAAAGGAGGAGCAGCUAAAUAAAUGGCUAACAGCUCUGGCCAAAGACAGAGGGCCUGCCAACUUUGAGAGACACCGCCUUAGAGAGGGCUCAGACCAUCAGGAGAGGACAACCAAGAGAGGGAGAUGUGAGGAAGACAGAGGCCCAUCGCCCCAUCUGUCUUCACACUCUCCUCCAAACCCUCACAGACUGUCCUCAUCACCACCCUCAUCCUCCACCUCUUCUUCUAAUUCAGACUCAGAAUCUGAAUUUCUUAUUUCAACCGCCAAAGUUUCAGCAGAUUCCAUCUCUCACAAGACAUUCAGCAAGAAAGGGCAACAAGUCCCCAGCAGACCCAACGCCCCGAGGCCCCAGGCGGUUCACUCCAGAGGACCAAACUCGGGCCCUCCUUGUGAGGGGCAGCAAAGUGAGAGGAAGCAGAAACUCUACACCUUGGUUCCAUUUGGACGAAGCGAGAAGGCAGCUCCCACCUCCCAGCGGGGGCUGAGAAACCUGGUGGUGCACAUUGACCUCUGUCUUCUAAAAAGGGUCCCUGAUAGCUCAACAAAUUCCCCUGUAAAGAAAAACACUUCUUCCUCAUCUUCUUCAUCAACCAAGGACAGGCAAAGAGAAGUUAUGAAACACACGCACGUUCCAGAUGCUUCGACAAAAGAUGGCAAAAGGAAACGCAAGGUGGAGAACGGAGUGUCAGACCGGGAAUGCAAGAGGAGUCAGCUUUAUCCAGAUGACCCCCCUGGACCAACAGAAUCAUCAGUCACAGCUGAGACUUUAGUGACUGAGACGAUGCACAAUGGGUACCUGGAGGAGUACUUGGACAAGAGGCCAAUGUCUCCCUUGUCUCCAUUGUCUCCAUUGUCUCCGCUGCCCCAGAGCCCUGAACCCACCAAACCUACCUCCAAAACAAAGACAACUGAGCAGCAGAACUCUCGCACCCAGAAAAGCAAGGAGAAGAGCAGAGACCAGCCCGUCAAGCCCAAGAUGGAGGUGGAGUGUGUAAAAGUAUCAAAACAACCCCAACCUUCGUCCGAGUCCUCCUGGAGACCUGCUGACCACAGAGGAGCUGUUCCGCAUGAAACUUCUCACCAUGCUGAGUACUACUUACAUGAAGCUAAAAGGAUGAAGCACCGUGCCGAUGCAAUGGUGGAUAAGUUGGGAAAAGCUGUUAACUAUGUUGAUGCUGCUCUGUCCUUCAUGGAAUGUGGGAAGGCGAUGGAGGAAGGGCCGCUGGAGGCCAAGUCUCCUUACACCAUGUAUUCAGAGACGGUGGAGCUGAUCAGGUACGCCAUGAAGCUGAAGAGCCACUCGGGCCCUGGAGCAAGGCAGGAAGACAAACAGCUGGCGGUUCUGUGUUUCCGAUGCCUUGCUCUCCUUUACUGGCAGAUGUUCCGUUUGAAAAAGGAUCAUGCGCUGAAAUACUCCAAAGUGCUGCUUGACUAUUUCAAGAGUUCUCCCAAAGUGCCUACAACACCACCUGGUUGGAAUGAUUGUGGGAAGAGCAUGGGAGAACACCCGUCUUCACUCUCACCCAACGCCAGACACCGCAGAAGGGACCCACCUGGUGGCAGCAGCUCAUCUCUCAUAAGCAUUCCCCAACGCAUCCACCAGAUGGCAGCAAACCACCUGAACAUCACCAACAGUGUCCUGUACAGUUAUGAGUACUGGGAGGUAGCAGACAACCUUGCAAAGGAAAAUAAAGAGUUCUUCAACUACUUGAAUACCUUGUCUGGACCUUUGACUAUUCACAGCAGCGUUGCUCAUGCUGUCCAGUACACCAGACAAGCUCUUCAGUGGAUACGCAUCAGUGCCAAACUUAAUUAAACGCCAGCUAAAACGAUUUACUUUAACUCAUCCACUGGUUCUUCUGGACUCGUCUGCUGCAGACGAAUCAAGGCCUUCUGAAAGAGGAGCGUUAUUUUCUUCCUCGCCGUUGGAUUAUUCCAAGGAGUUGUGUGGAUGGUGGAGGUCUCCAAUUAUUUGCCAAACCACGGACUUCAAAGAACUCAAAUUGUCUCCAAAUACAUGAGCUUUUACAAAUUUUGGUAAAAAAUGAAAAACAGGACAAUGUUUUUCAUUCUUAGCAUGAUUCUUACUUUUGAAGAAUUUAUUUUAUUUUUUAACUUGUGUUUUUACUGUGCAAUAUUUGAUAAAUGAUUUGUUUUUAAGGAAAAAAUAAAGGUGAAAAUUUUAGCAACAUUUUUUGUUU
This is a messenger RNA of Nothobranchius furzeri (turquoise killifish), 4190 nucleotides long. It is a transcript of the gene aff3, whose product is annotated as AF4/FMR2 family, member 3. Gene Ontology annotation, cellular component: super elongation complex; nucleus. NCBI's taxonomy places the organism in Eukaryota, Metazoa, Chordata, Actinopteri, Cyprinodontiformes, Nothobranchiidae. Gene Ontology annotation, biological process: regulation of gene expression. The record is from RefSeq and is a predicted model, not a curated record.